CUGUGUGCAUGCGCGGUUUUUCUUCCAAGGUUCGCUAAGUCGGUUUUAGUGGAAAUUUUUCUCUGUGGAACUUUGAGGUUUUUUUUUGUGCUGUUGUGCUUCGGAGCAACUUGAUUAUUUCCAACUUACUAAGGUUGAGUCUUGAGCAGACCUUGAUGACAAAAGUUGAACCGUGAAAAGGAUUAAAAUUGUUCCUGAAGAUACUUUGGUGAGAUCAGUUGUGCGCUAUUGGUGAGAUUAUCCCCUAGCAAACGGACCAGCUAGAAGGGCCUUUCCUGAAGUUAAUGAAUAAGAUUUGUAAAAUCAAGCAGUGGAACCCUCCCCUUAAACCCUUCUCAUUAGUGCGGAAAAAUUAGUUCACUUCGGAGUCUUAAUCAGUGUACAGCUCAAAAAGCGAUCAAAACCCGUGUUCUAUGCUAAUUGAAAUUGUUCUUACGAGUUACAAUAUCGAGGGCUCACGGUUAUAGGAGCAAGAAAACGCUGUUGUUGUUGAUGUUAUUUGAAUUUCUACAAGUCAUUUUCGCCGUGGCAAGAAAAACUCCCUCAAGAGUGAGUGCAGAAUUCCUGCUGUUCAACUAGCUGGGAAGAUUUAUUAGCUGAAGGCAAACAAGGCAGGCAAGCAAAAAAUAAGAACGAACGGCCUCACAUCUGUUCCGCAAAAGUGUUCUGAAAAAUUCUUAUCAAGUGGCUGCUCUGAGAAUGAAAAACCAGUAACCGGGGAAGGAAAAUAAUAGCGGAACAAUAGUGUGGAACAUCGAUUCGACUUACUGACCAUCAACUCUGAGGAAUACCUUCGGAUUAUUGAAGAUUGAAGUGCUUGUAGAAAAAAAAGUCAGUUUAGAGACCUUCAAUAAGACGCCGAAAGAUUGCAGCAGUAAUUAUCAACUGUUUGAGUUGGUGUUUUAUCAGCUGAACGAGGAGAGGAUAACAGAGAAAAAAGAAAAACGCAGCAGCAGCAACACCAAGACGACGAAAAAAAAACAAAACAAGAGAAGAUGAUCUGACACUGAGUACUCGGCCAUAAAAAAUCGGACCAAUCUUUCCCUAGACUCUUUUUAAAUUUAACGGCUGCAUUUUUAAGGCCGAAAAGUCUUUAAACCAUCUUUUGAACUUGGUGCUGUGAACUCGCCUGCUGUGAUCUUGAACCCCGUCCGUUCGACAAAAGCAAUUGUUGCUUUGGAAUUUGCAAUUGAAAUCGAAAUUUCCUCGCAAUGACCGGCAGAAUGCGACUCUUGACGACGAUAUUGUUGGUGUGUUUACAGCUGGGAGAAAUCCUCAGCAAAGAUGGCUCGGAUCGACCCCUGGACUCGGAGGACAUCGAUCGAGAGAUGGGCAAGAACAACGAAGACGGAUACGAUUUCCUAUCGAUCGAUCAGCUGUUCCAAAACAACCCCGAAUACGCUAAGUUGUUAAGCGAUCUGCAAGCUCAUUCUUUCGGCAGCAACUGGCGAAGGAAGCGAAGUGUGGAAAUAGUAGAAGAACAAACGUCACCCAAUGAGAUCUCUCCGGAAACCACUGACCAGGAAGAAGACACCGCAGCAACGGUUCCUAUCGCCGAGGUAACCGAGGUCAUCAAAGAAACUCGGGAAACCAAGGAAGCUUCCGAAUCACGAACGGGUGCGUCAAAAAGCACAGCUCCACUACCUUCGACAACAACCGAUUCGGCAAGCUUUGGCUCAUCCGGUUCAACCGAAGCUAGCAGUCGUCAAGAAGAGCUAACGACUCCAUCACCACCAGUAAGAAGCAGCACUCCUCGCCGUCUCCGGCCGGCUGUCUCCAAGCCAAGUAACAAAAACAAAAACAAACAAGGCAACCAAAACAAGACCGCCUUGAACAAGAUACAGCUGCAGCAACAGUUGCUUCAACAGCAACAACAGCAGCAGCAACACCAGCAGGACCUGGCCAAUUCAGUUACGGCACAGAAUGUGAACAAAUUCACCGUUUCCAAUACGCCAUCGCCUACUGUGGCAUCGACGCCGCUUUCGACCACGGGAUCCACCAUGUCAGCUGCCAACUUUAACUCCAACGCGGCGACCAGUAGCGGAAAUAUGGCGGUGGCAGCAGCUGCCGUUGCCAACGUGACCGGAAACAACAAAGAUAAGGUCGGAUUGGCCCCAACCAAGUAUCAUUACUACCCGCACAAUCAGCACAUCUACUUCCUACCGGAAUGUGCGAUCCAACAGGUCUGCAAUGCGGUCUACGUGCGACUGAACUACACUCAACCCCUAUGUGCCUGCCCACCACGAUACCGUGAUCCCUGUUCGGCGAGUCUGAACGAAGAUGACAACCACACGAUCAAGCUGAUCGGAAAUGCCCAGCGGAAGGCCGUUACCCUGGCGAAAACUUGCGAAAAUACCAACGAACUGCGGGAAUGCCGUGCGCCCAAGGAUUGGUCCAUUCUGGCGCUGCAGAACACCCGAACCGGAAAGUCGCACUACCUGGUGAUCUGCAAGUGUCCCGCGCACUACCGAUUGGAGGGUCCCCUGGCCCAUGACCAGCCCACGUACGCCGGACUGCCCGGAAUCAACGUGUACGGAAUGCUGUGCAUGCCCCCAGAGUCGUACACCCCAAGCAAACCAACCCGGACUCAGCCGGCCAGCUACCAGCAGUCGUCCUCGAAUUCCUACAACAAAUGGAAGGUCCGACCGACGCUACAAUCUCACUACCGUGAUCCCGAAUACCGAUCGCUCCAGAACGCCACAAAAGUCGAUGCCGAAUAAAGAAAAAGGGACCUCCCGUUUAAUUAACAGACAACAGCAAAAACCUAACAAAAUACCUUGGAGGAGACUCUACACUACAUAGAGAUAGCUUCAUUUUCGACAGCCAAACCAAUUAGUCUUUGCGGAUAGAGCACUGUAUUUAUUUUCUUAUUUAUUGAAUUGAGGUUAUUUAUUUUUAUUUUAAAUUUUCUAUUUAUUCGGACUCCUCUGGGCGUCCCAAUGUUAGAUCUGUUUUUGUUAGCUUUCUGAGAUUUUUUUUCCGGAGGACCUUCUUGGCUAGACGGCUGGAGAAAGAUCUUCGAACAGACAAAAGUCAAUUAGUUUUAUUAUACGUAUAUUUAUGUAGACAAAUAUGCCCCAUGGAGACGUUUUGUACCCAAUUUUUAACGCGAAAAAAACCUUAAUUAGUCAGCCUCUUCAUCGCGCCGUGAGUGGUUGCAUUUGCAAAAAAAAAUCCAACCCCUCCGAUUCGAAUGACGAUGAUGCGCAAAUGUAAGACGCUGAUUAAUUAACACAAAGCUUGUUUUAAUUAAACAAAUAAAACCCCUUCCCUGUUAUUAUUAGUUUUAGAAAGCAAAAGUUGUCUCACACGAUGCAGCAGCAAACUAUGCAGCACAUAUCCCCAACUAUUGUAUUUACUAAUGACGACGAUAACGAUAGAAACGCAAUAAAAGUAAACAUGUUGCACCCCUAAUUAUAACCUGUGGCGUCUUCUUUCCACUUCCAACGGGCACAAUGGAAGUUUUUUUUUCUCGAUCGAAGAGGAUUAAGUAAUACAUAUUGUCGCGCAGCUGGGCGCCCUAGUAAAUACCUUAACAGCUAUCCCAUGAAAAUAAAAGUACGAGAGUUGAUUCCGACAGUUUGAAAUUUUCACUGAAAUACUCGUGUCACAAGUGACGGAAGAAAGGGGUAGAGUUUUCCACGUGCGUGCGCCAAACACGUAUGGUAUGUGAUUGUUCUCACAUUAUUGCAACGAGGUGACAACUUCAUCUCGAUGGUUUGAGGAGCUAUCGGAGAUCGACGUUUGUCUGAUGUAGAGGUUCAUUGCCACCUGGUAACGUGGGACGAUUGAGAUAUUUGAUGAGAAAAUGUAAAAAAAACGAUGAACAAGAAAAAUCAACCGUUAGAUCGGUGUCAGUAUGAAAAGAAUUUUUUGAGUGUAUGUCUAAUAACUCCCAAAAAAAUGGGCAUAUAUGAAGUGAUUUUUUCCAUACCAAACAAAUUAAAAGAAGACACUUCCUAAGACAAACAAAUAAACACGAACACACACACACACACACACACACACACACACACACACACACACACACACACACACACACACACACACACACACACACACACACAGGCGUGUGCGCGCCCACCACACUUUCUUUCAAAAAAGUUCUAGGAAAAACUCCGAUCAAAUCAAAUUGGCUGAGUCAUAAGUAACGGGAAUUUACUGAUAUCACGGUGCUGAAGAGUGACCCGUUACUGUGUGCAUAUUUGUUCUCCUGGUAAAGGCAUAUCAACUUUGUUUUCUUUUUCCAAGACCAAGGUUGAGUUUUGAAUGACCAAAGGAACCGGAAGACGCACUUUUGGGAAAAAAAUCUUAGAUGCUUCCGACACCUUCAUCGUUGACUAACUUCAUUAGCCCGGCUUACAUUUUUGUAGCUAUCAGCUAUAUGCUUAUGCUGUUUUGAUAUACGUUCCAUAUGCAUCAUUCUAUAAUGCGUAUGAAAGUUGAAAAAACAAGAUUUACCUACCAAAGUGGACAUACAGACAUACAUAAAUUUCUUUUAUUUAUAAAGCGACGAAAACUGCACCCAUUGGGCGCUAUUCGACACCUUACUCGUAGUUUCAUUUUGCCAACAUCGGUGCAGUUUUCGUUUUUCGUCCAACCUACGGAUUUGAGCGGUUUGCAAUCUGGCAACGCUGCCUAUCGGCACAAUGCAAGAGAGCGCAAGAUUUUGCUCUCAUAGUCUGCAAAUCGUUGCAAGGGACAAUAUUUUCCAGUUUUCCAUUGGUCCAUAUUACUCAAUUCCCAUCUGAUUUUAAACCCUCUGGGUGCACUGCUGGUUGCAGAGAGAACAUGACGAUGGUUCCCAGUAAACAUGAAUCGGCAGAGAGGUAACUCAAAUCGCCAGAGGGAUCGUAACGAUCUCUCUGGCGAUUUUGCAUCAUCACAUCGUUAGAGAGGAACACACCAUACGCGUGCCUUGGAUGAGUGCCACGAAUUAAGCGAAGACACGCCCUCCAGAGAAACACACGAACACAAUCCGAAUCGUGUUUGUAUGUUUCCCUUCGAGACGCGUGUUCGCCUGCCUGAGAAGUUGACAGCUACGAUUGAAAGCACACACGGGACACGGGGCCAAAAUGCGACCACACCGUACGAGUGUACGAUUCAAACUGAUUUCGCAUGUACGCAUUCGUAUUUGUUGCCGGUUGUCCUGGUAUCUCGGCAGGACAAACCGAAUGAAAAUAUUUGCGUUCUUGGAGUGUCGCCGAAGUUAACCGUUUUAUUCUAAGCUCGGUGACUCAAUUCUCAAUUUUUUGCAUGCUCUGUCGAUUUCUGAGAGGACGCGCUUACUGGGUUUUCUCUCUUGAAGCCUGUGUGAGAGGAAAAUAAUUUCAAAAUUUACAAACAUGGCAGAUUUUCUAUCAUAUCCGAUCUCCUGACGUCAGACGACAUUUUAUACGAUCUUUUCACUGUGCAGUUGGAAUUGCGAUUCGCAACACCAUUGUAAACGACUUAAAUUAUCAUUCCUGGUAUGAUUUCAUGUAUGCUGGGAAACUUUCUAAAAACAAAAUUUACAAAUGGAUAAACAAAACCACGUGCAUCUGUUCGUGUUUUUUAGCGAGUGUCGCGAAAAACAAAACAUUAUUUCUAGAUUUUGUUUUGAUUAGGUCGUAUGAACCACAUUGCGUGUUUCGAGAAAAUCGCUGUUGAAAUUUUGUCCAUCGGGAAUGUUCGAGUCGACAAAACAUUGCUGGCUACUUGCUGAUAUAUUUCCGAUGAUCGUUCAAGGAGAUUUAUCCAAAUAACCGCUAGUUAUUUUGGCUGCUUCUGUAAAAAAAAUAUUAAGGUCAGAUUUUUCCCAGCAUAAAUGAACAUUCAAUGAACUUACCUUAACAUACUGCAGCCCUCUAUUGUUCCAAGAUAACUAGAACAUUAUUGAUCAUGAUCUCCGACUGAAUUUUUCCAUUUCUGUACACUUCCCGAAGCACUUUCUGGAAAAAUGCAAAAGGUUGCUAAAAUAACUGCGCCGAACUGUUGUUUUGCGUCUUAUUGAAUGCACGGCAAUUUAGUGCGAUGCAAAUAGUCGUUAAAACCAAGCUACACUCGAAAAUGAGAAAGUCAUUAUGCAUCUUAAAUUCAAAUCAUGUUCCAGAAUUUAUUUAUUGAUCAAAUAAAACCAAGUUUUACCAUAACGUUAAAUACAUUUUUUUUCAAUCGUUUGCAGUGAAUAACUCAAUUUUGUUUAUGUUGGUGCAUACGACCUAAUCAAAACAAACUCUAGAUUUGAUUCCCGCUGCUCAUGACUCACCCGUUGUUUUGAGUUUUGCUCACCAUAUUUUGGUUUUAUGAAAUGAUAGGAACCCCGGUGCUUUUUCAAGCCAUAUUUCGCAUAAAAAAUGCAAGAAAACCCAAUUUAUUUCCUGCUGAAUUCGACAAAAAUGUUUCUAUAUAGGGAUGAAUCAUCCCAGAGGAUGAAAAUCCCGUACAAAACAAAACAAAAAAAAAACAAAAAUGUUUCUGGAUGUAAUGAGUUUAAUUUUCUCGGAAGACAGUUUUGAUGAUCUUCAACAAAGUUGCUUUAUGAAUUUAAAUCACCAAUAGCCAAACUCAAUUCAACAAACUUUAAAUGUUUUUCUUCUUAGCCCUGUUUGUGCCAAAAAUAAGUAAUUGUUAUUGAUACAGAUUUUCUUUUCACCAAUUUAUCAAUGACUGAUUUUACUAAAUCUGUUACAUGAUGUUGAACAUGAGGUAAGACAAAUUAAGAUGCCAGAUUCAAAUUCACGAUGUUUAAUUCAUUCUACAUCAAUAUUUAUAACAUAAGAAUCAAAAAUGCUUUUUUUCUGUGAUUUUUUUAAAAUUUGGGCAUUUUGUUGUUUUAAAUUACAUAAAUUUGCUGGCUUAAAACUGAUUUGUCAGUGAGUUGACAGAUUAAAACGCUACAGAUCAAUAUAUUUCAGGAAUAUAUACCGAAUAAACUGACAAUUUUUACCUGAACUUCAAAUUAUGAUCGGUAGUAGCUUUAGAAAUAUCUGAGAAAGUUUUUAAAUAAUGUCACACAAUGUUUAAGGAAAUGUCGGAAAAAUAUUUCGAUAAUUUCACAAAAGUAAUUGCCACAUUUAUUUUAUUUUAAACAGGAUCUGAAUCGGGAUUCUAAUUAUUCAGAAAAUCUCAAUCUGGCUCUAAAUCUGAAUCGGGACGAAGAUCUGCAGUAUAAUCACAAUCUGGAUCUGUAUCAGCGAAUUAAUCAGGAUAAGGACCUGGAUAUGUAUCAAGUUCAGGGUAUAAAUCAGAAUUAGGAUCAGAACCAGGCUCAUGCUCAGGACAAGAAUCAGUUUAAACGUAAGAAUUAUGGUCUGGAUCUGUUCUGUAUUACGAUCAAGAUCAAAAUUAGAAUCAGGUUUAACAUUAAAAUCUGGAUUUGGAUUGAGAUCACGAUCUGGAUCAAGAUCAAAAUGCAAAUUAGGAUAAGGAUCGGGGUCAGGAUGUGGAUAAAGAUAUAAACAGUCACAAGAUCAGAAUAAGAAUAUGGAUUUAGAUCUGGAUAUGUAUAAGUAUCAAUAUCAGGGUCCAGACCCUGAUCCAGAUCUUAAUCAGAACCAGAAUCAUGAUCAUCAAUUGGGGUUACCAGAUUUUUUAUAGAAAGUAUCCGGGCCGGACAAAUCCGGAUUAUUUUAUCAAAAAACCUGACAAAAUCUGGAUAUCUGAUUUCAAAAUUGUCAACCAAAAAUCCGGGUAAUAUCCGGGCAAAUUUGGAUCAGAAUAAGGACCUGGAUAUGUAUCAAUUUCAGGGUAAUAAUCAGAAUCAGGCUCAUGAUCAGGAAAAGUAUCAAAGUAAACUUUAGAAUUAGAGUCUAGAUCCGAAUUUGUAUUACGAUCAAGAUGAAGAUUAAGAUUACGAUCAAUAUAAGGAUCUGAAUUUUAAUUGAAAUCAUGAUCAGGAUCAAGAUCAAAAUGCAAAUUAGAGUAAGAAUCAGGUUCAGGAUGUGGAUACAGAUCGAAUCAGCCACUGGAUCAGGAUAAGAAUAUGGAUUUAAAUCUGGAUGUGUAUAAGUGUCAAGAUUAAGGUCAGCAUCAGGGUCUGGAUCUUAAUCAGAAACAGAAUCAGAAUCAUGAUCAUAAAUUAAAGUUGCCGGAAUUUUUUUAGCAAGCAUCUAGGCCUGACAAAUCCGAGCUCCUUUACCUAAAAACCUGGCAAAAUCCGGGCAUUUUAUUUUAAAAUUGUCGACCAAAAGUCCGUGCAAUAUUUGGGCAAAUUUAGUCAAAACCCAGGAAUUACUCAAGACAAAUCAAGAAAAGUGUUGAAAUUUUUUUUCAUCAUAACUCAUCAGAAGUUUUUCAAUCGUAUUUUAGGUUUUCAAAAAACCUUUCAUGAUUAUUUUCGUGAGACUUGCUCAAAAAAAGCAACUGGACCGGACCGAACUUUUGUGAAAUUUUGUAUUAAAUAUCCGGGCAAACCCGGAUAAAACCGAGCAAUCUGGCAACCUCAUCAUAAAUGUCCAACUUCACCCACGUUGGAUUUUGAAAUUUCAAACUCCAACAACUUCCUUUGGAAUUAGAGUAAGGAAAUAAAUUUUUCAACAGAUUUGUUUCGAACGUAAUUUUUAAAAAUUUGAACACACAUAAUUAUCAUCCCUUUUUAAAGAUCGCUUCCAAACCGGCACGUAUCGCAUGUGAACAUCAAUGAAAGUGAAUCUUACUCGCCUUGCCUUGCCAUUGCAUGUGCUCGACGUUCGAAUUCGCCUACACGUGUACGUACUUUCGCGCAUUCACCAUCAUUCGCAGCGAGCGAGGGUGUGUUGUGCCAGCAAAUGAACUUGACCUGAACUUGCGUGGAGGUGGAAAGAAAAUCGUUAAGCCACAGGUAGUAAACUGACAAAAAAAACUAGCGAAAUAACAAUGCACCAACCCUUUUGAAGAAGAAAAUGAAACUUCGUUGCUCCUAUCAAAAUGUAGCUCUACUCGUUUUCACAAGCUCUAAUUAUAGCCCUAAUCCUAUAUAUCUACUGUAUCUCAAAAGGGUAAGAGAGUUUAGUUUCAUUUUAAACCGUCUGCAAAUUUCGAGCAACAAACUGCACUAGCGAUAACCAAGCCACAGUUUUACACCACACAAUGUCAGGAAACCACAGAAAACCAUCAAAAAAGUUAAUAGAAAGUGCAACAGAGUCUGCAAACAAAUUUUUACAUGGUGAACUGUCAUUAUUGAUUACCGAUUCGUGUCGCUAGAAGGCAGCACCGAGCAUAAAGCCCACAAAAAAGAAUAGAAAUUCAGCGUGAAUGAUUCGACCUGCAAAACUCAUAGAAAUAGAUCAAAAUAGGUAUAGAUUGAAUGAAUUUAUACAAAUGGUGUCGUCGAAGAAACGAAGUAAUAAUGGAAUGCAUUUCAGUAACAGAAUAAAAAAAAAUGAUAACUUGUAAUUGUUUAUUCCAUCAAUUAAACUCGAACAAAUCGUUGCAUACAUAAUAGGAAAAAAAAUCGACUAGAACUAAACUCGAAGUUGAAAUCUAAAAAAACGCUGAUGUACCGGUUUAUUUUUUACCAGCUUACAAACGAAAAAUUAAAAGUAAAAAUAUAGAAAAAAAAACUAUAGACUUUUUCGGAAAAAAUGCAUUUGAGGACACACAAAACACACCCCAUACUAUUGUAAAUAACCAUUUCAAUCUUUUUCUGUUACAAAUUCUUUCCACAUCAUUUUAAUCUUAUUGUGUAUGAUGAGUGAAAUAAAACACCCUUUUAAAAGCGAAAAACCCUAAAAAACAAACGCAACAAAAACACAGGAAGUAGCAAAAUGAACCCCCCUGCAACAGUACUAAUUUAUAAGAUAUAGGCAAAUGGAACACCAUGGAGUGAAGAGAAUAAAAAAACAAAUUCAGUACAGCAGCAUUGUAGUGAUUAUUCUGUAAUGAAAUUGAAUCCACAAUCGGUGGAUUCGAGCAAAAAAAA
Messenger RNA from Uranotaenia lowii, 9880 nucleotides. RefSeq lists its product as uncharacterized. Lineage: Eukaryota; Metazoa; Arthropoda; Insecta; Diptera; Culicidae. The transcript is spliced from 6 exons. The coding region runs from base 1212 to 2720 and encodes 502 amino acids. The record is from RefSeq and is a predicted model, not a curated record.